AUGAACAGUGCCCUGACCUUCACUGGACACGUCAGGACUAUAGCCAAGAAAGCCGCAUGGAAACUUAGUUGCAUCCGGCGCGUCUCACAUCUCCUCGACUCCCAGGGAAUCUCCACCCUAUAUGCAGCUCAAGUCCGCCCCCUUAUGGAGUAUGCCCCUCUCACCUGGUUGUCCUGCCCCCCCUCAUACUUAAGCCUUCUAGACAAGAUCCAGCAUCGAGCACAACGCCUGAUACGUCUAAAGGCCCCGCCAGACCAGCCGUCCCCUACCAUGCAGCCUCUUCAGCAGCGUCGUGAUGUGGCAGGGUUGUGUGUCAUCUUCAAGACACAUAAGCAAGGCGCCCCGCACCUGACUGCACUCCGCCAGCCCUGGGCGCAGCCACAUGGCCACACCACCAGAGCUGCCACAUCCAGGGUUCACCAACUCGUCGUCCCUUUUGCUAGGACGGAGACCUUCCUUCGCUCCUUCCUUCCACGUUAUACGCGAAUGUGGAACCAUCUGGUUAUGCAGACACAGCUUCACUACACCACCUCCCUACACACCUUUAAGUCUGCUGCCAAUGCAUGGAUUAAACAACCAUAG
Portunus trituberculatus (swimming crab) is the source of this 582-nucleotide messenger RNA. RefSeq lists its product as uncharacterized. Bases 1 to 582 code for a protein of 193 amino acids. The record is from RefSeq and is a predicted model, not a curated record. The transcript has a single exon. NCBI's taxonomy places the organism in Eukaryota, Metazoa, Arthropoda, Malacostraca, Decapoda, Portunidae.